Molecule: messenger RNA, 1272 nt
Organism: Phycodurus eques (leafy seadragon)
Lineage: Eukaryota; Metazoa; Chordata; Actinopteri; Syngnathiformes; Syngnathidae
Product: gonadotropin-releasing hormone II receptor-like
Exons: 5
Coding region: 1-1272 (423 amino acids)
Biological process (GO): G protein-coupled receptor signaling pathway
Cellular component (GO): membrane
Molecular function (GO): gonadotropin-releasing hormone receptor activity; peptide binding
Source: RefSeq, a predicted model, not a curated record
AUGAGUGUGGUGGCACAGACUCCGAGGAUGUCUCCCGAGCGGUCAUCACGGUCGGCAUGGCCCCCUGCCAAUGCGUCCCAGUGGGAGGCCCCCUCAUUCGGUGGGGCGGCUCAGUUCCGCGUGGGAGGCACGACGUUGCUGUUUGCUGCCGCCGCCACCGCCAACCUGGCGCUCAUGGCCAGCGUGUGUGGCGGGCGCGGCCGUCAUUUGGCCUCUCACCUGCGCCCCCUUUUCGUCAGCCUAGCGUCGGCAGACCUGAUGAUGACUUUUGUGGUGAUGCCCCUGGACGCCGUAUGGAACGCCACGGUGCAGUGGCACGGCGGCGACGCCCUCUGCAGGCUGCUCAGCUUCCUGAAGUUGCUGGCCAUGUACGCAUCUGCCUCGGUGCUGGUGGUCAUCAGCCUGGACCGCCAUCACGCCAUCGUGCGGCCGCUGCACACGCUGAGCGCCCGGUGCAGGAACAGACGGAUGCUGGCGCUGGCCUGGAGCCUCAGCCUGUUGCUGGCCGUGCCACAGUUGUUCGUGUUCGGCACGGUAGAUGUCGUCUUGGGCGACGUGGGCGUUCACUUCACCCAGUGUGCGACCCACACAACUUUCAGCGUCCGCUGGCAGGAAACGUUGUACAACAUGUUCCACUUCAGCACCUUGUACGUGCUCCCCCUGCUGGUGAUGAGCUGCUGCUAUGGCCGCAUCAUGCUGCACAUCAACAACACGCACCUGAAGAACAAAGGCGAACUGCGUCGCAGCAGCAGCAACAGCAUCUCCAAGGCCAGGAUGAAGACGCUGAAGAUGACGGUGAUCAUCGUACUGUCCUUUGUGGUGUGCUGGACACCGUACUACCUGUUGGGGGUGUGGUACUGGUUCCAGCCCGAAGUGGUCCACUUCACACCCGAGUACGUCCACCAUGGCCUCUUCCUGUUCGGGAACCUCAACACCUGCUGCGACCCGCUCAUCUAUGGCUUCUAUACGCCUUCCUUCAGGGCUGAUGUGGCCGCCUGCUGCCGCUCAAGUCGGCGGGAACCGGCCGCGGACUUUUGGCUUCACGGACCCCGCACCCAGAACCGGCCUGAAGGACACGGAAGACUUCCCGUCCCCCCCGCCCGGAAGGACCAGAACGGAAAGGGUUCCAAGCAGCGUGUGGAACUCUAUCAAUGGCUUGUGGAGAAGGCGAAGCGUGAGGACGUCCAAGAAGAGCAGAGACAAGAUGACAAGAUGGGCGACAGGAGGAAAAAGGCUGUUGCCUUGUCUUCCCCCAAGUGUCCUCAAGGGUAA